AUGGAUACGGAGCCUGCGUGCGGGGUGGGCGGGGCCAGCGCGGGCGGCGCCAGGGGCGUCGGCGCCGCCGCCGCAGUGGUCGACGCUCGCGACCGAGUGAGCGCCAUAGUUGCUUUGGUUGUCCGGAACCACCUCAGCUUCGCGAUCCCCUCGUUUGACACUCCAUCGUCUGGCUGGGAACGGAUGCACCGCUCGCUGCACCUGCGCCGCCUGUCCGCGGCCGCGGCGCGGCCCGUAUGGCGCGCAUCUCGCUCGUCUUCCUCUUCUGCGUCCCGCGCGGCGCUGACUGUGCUGACGUGUUCUUCCUCGCUGCAGAAUUCGCGGCGUAGCGGAGUGCCCCCCGUGGCUCGCUCCUUCGCUUCCAUCAGCUCCAGCGACGCCCCCAGCGAUCUUCCAGCAGCCGCGGAGGUCUCCACAGCUGCGCCUCUGACCGAAGAACAGCGCGAGAGCGUCGUGGCGCUGCUGAAGACGCGCUGUAAUGCGCUAUACGACGAUAACGAGGCGUACGUGGCAUCGGACGAGGCGCUGUCGCUCUGGUUCCGCAACGUGCAGACGCUACUGAGCCAAUACGAGCCCGCGCAGCUUCGCGACGAGGUGCGGCGCGCGUACGAGAGCGGUGUGGCCAUCACCUCCAAGCAGCGGCAGUUCGAGCUGGCCACGGCACUGACGCAGCAGAUGCAGGCGCAGGGCUUCCUCCCCACGGAGCGCACGCGCCAGAUCCUCAUCCGCAACGUGGCGCUGCAGCUGAGGAGCGGGCCCAGGCAGACGCCGGUGGACGACCUGCGCGCGCUGCUGAGCGACGUGUCCGACGACCAGUGGGAGCGCGAGAUCAUGCGCAUCGUGGAGCGCGAGGAGCGGCCGCUGCAGCUCAAGACGGAGAAGGAGUUCGCGCUGUUCCACAAGAGACUCAUCGCAGGUAUCGAGGCGCAGCUGGAUGACUACGAGCGCGCGCUGGGACUGCCCAAGGGCAGCAAGGAGCUCAAGAUGAAGAGGUCCACGGUGCCGUACAACGAGGCGCUGCGCGUGUACGCCGACAACGGCGUCACGUUCUCGCGCAUGCUGCAGCUGAUGGUGGCGCGCGACCUGGUGGUGGACGUGGAGACGUACGAGGCGCUGCUGCUCGGCGCGCGCUGGAACGAGAUCCCGGCCACGCUUGGUCAGCUGCUGGAGUCGAAGUUUGUGAACGAGUUGGCGUCCACGUCCUCCGAGGAGGCCAGCGAACACGUCCGCGCGAUCUGGAUUAACACGAUGAAGGCGGUGGUGCACUCGAGCACGGAGCGCUUCAGCUCGCUGUCCGCGAGCGUGUACAAGCGAGACGUGGACCAGCUGCGGAAGGUCUUCCUGUUCGUCGACAAGAAGCUUUCGAGUGCCUUCCCCAAGUUCAGCUUCGCUACGACGGAGCAGUACGACGAGGUCUACACGAUGCGUGUGAAGGCAGCGGCGUCGUGCGGACUCAUUGCCCCCGUGAAAAGAAUUCUGGACGAGUAUGUCGAGUCUGCUCUUUCCGCUGGUGAGGGCGAGAAGCCUGCGCUAUCCAAGGAGCCGUUCCUGGCGGCGCUGGAGAUUUUCCCGUGGUCUUUGGUGGAUGUGUUGACGAUCUCGCGCGAGGGUGCUUUGGCGCGCGCGGAGGAACGCGAUGUAGCGACGUCUCCGCGCGUGAUUGAGAUGCGAACGAUGUAUGAGCGCGUUAUGCGCAGACUGACCAAGGCCGAGAAGUCCAUUGAGGAGAUCAAGCGCAAGGUCAACUCGGAGGAUGCUAAGCUGGAUGAGGAGGAACUGCGGGAGCUGCUGAACCAGCAGAAUUUGGCAAACAGCAUGGUGGAGCAGGAGUCCAGGAGAACCACGUCUUUCGAGCGACGACUCAAUAACGCGCGUGUUCUCAAGGCUAACCAGGUGCUGAUGAAGGAGUACUUGCAGCGUGGAGACCGGACGGUGGAUUACGUGUUGAGCAAACUCGUGGACGCCGGUUACGAUGUGGAGCACGACCUGGACGUGAGCACCAAGCUCAUGGAGCAGUACAUGGUAUCGGCUCGGCGUCUGGACAAGCGUCUCACACAGCGACAGAAGCACGCAAGUCUCCACAUGAUGUCUCGCGUGUUUAAGCAGGUGAACUUGGUUUCUAGUGCUGUGCGGUCUGGUACUCUGGAUCCGCAGGACCCGAAGACUCGCGAAAAGCUGGUCCAGUUCUUUGACCACGCCGUGUGCGCCGCCGUUCGAUUCUGGUGCGAAGAAGAAACAGACGCUCUCGUGCGCCAACAGCAACGCCUGCUGGGCACCCAACAGCUCGCCCAGCGCGAGUACGACCAGCUCAUCUUCCAGCGCGUGACCAGCCUGGACGUUCGCGGUGCUCACUCGCUGUUGCAAGAGAUGCACAAUGCUGGUAUGAAGCCGUCACAGGAAGCCAUUCAUCGCAUUGCGCUUGGACUGCUGCAUCAGGCGGAUGGUCAAUCUUACGUGGUAGACGACGUAAAGGAAGAUACUUCAGAGGAAGUGGGCGAAGCGACUACAGAAACCGCGGAGGAAGCGCUCGACUCCGAGGUUUUCUCGCUGCUGAAUGCUUCCGACCGCGAAGCUAUCGAGAAGGAGCUCGAACUCAGUGGCGCGCUGAAGCUCGAGGGUGAUGACGACAAGCUCAGCGCUGAAAGUGCAGCGGCAGCCCGCACUUUGCUGCUGGGUUCCGACGCUCCGGUGACUAUCGAGGACCUCAUUGGCUUCCUGCAGGACUGGUACAACCUGUACGGCGUCGAGCCGCUCGGCAAGACUGUUGUACCUGUGUUGGCACGGUUGCUGGAUGCGAACAACUUCCCAGAGUUCCGCCGUCUACUGCAGAUCCUGGAGUCCAUGCAGGGCGGCCUGACCCCCGCAACGCAGAUCUGGCUCGAGAAGCGACUCGACCAGCUCGGCGGCAAGACGCUCGAUGACUUCCGUCUGAAUUAGGAGGGAGGCUGUGGCGUGCAGCUUCUAGUUUUGUUCGGUAGAUAGAUCACGUCCUACCUGUUAGACUUUGAGUGGAAGUGAGCUCCAUUCCAUGCAGACAUCACCACUAAGCAUACCUAGCAACCAGUUAUCGCACAAAAUGCAGUUCUCACGUUUGUCCUCAUAUC
Phytophthora sojae is the source of this 3104-nucleotide messenger RNA. RefSeq lists its product as hypothetical. The coding region runs from base 1 to 2937 and encodes 978 amino acids. The record is from RefSeq and is a predicted model, not a curated record. Lineage: Eukaryota; Oomycota; Peronosporomycetes; Peronosporales; Peronosporaceae. The transcript has 2 exons.